Molecule: messenger RNA, 4686 nt
Organism: Naumovozyma dairenensis CBS 421
Lineage: Eukaryota; Fungi; Ascomycota; Saccharomycetes; Saccharomycetales; Saccharomycetaceae
Gene: IQG1
Product: Iqg1p
Exons: 1
Coding region: 1-4686 (1561 amino acids)
Biological process (GO): regulation of GTPase activity; regulation of actin cytoskeleton organization
Cellular component (GO): cytoplasm
Molecular function (GO): GTPase activator activity; protein binding
Source: RefSeq, a predicted model, not a curated record
AUGUCUGCGACAAGCAACUCUUUCCUGAGCAGAUACGUUCAGAAUCUAUCAUCGCACAAUGAAAAUGUGUCAUGGAAAAAUAAUAUCAAGAACCAAUCUACACCCAACUCAUAUCCACUGAAGCCACUUUCUCCUUCAAGAAUGAACACUGUCGAACAAGCGUCUUCUACGACAUCUAGAGUUGGUAAAUCUUCUUUUCGUUUAGAAAAAUUAGCAAAGGAUAAUAAUAGUGUCAAUACUCCCUCAAAACCGGCACCUUUAACGACACCUACACCUUCUUCUAAAAAGAAGAUAAUGGACUCCACCUUUAAAAUUGAUCUUAGUCAAUUCACCAAGGACGAAUUAAGAUACUACGAAUUUCUAUGCAGAAUUGCUGAAAUUAAACAGUGGAUCGAACAACUAAUUAACGAGGAAUUGCCCCCAGAAUUGGAGCUUGCCAUAGGAGACUCUUUAAGAAAUGGUGUCUAUUUAGCUCAAGUCGUACAGAGAAUAAAUCCAGAGUUGAUUCAUCAUGUUUUCCCCGCUGGGGACAAAUUACAAUUCAGGCAUACUCAGAAUAUCAACGCCUUUUUCUCAUUGGUUGAACAUGUCGGUGUACCUAAUUCUUUCAAGUUUGAAUUACAAGAUUUAUACAAUAAGAAAGAUCUACCACAGGUAUUUGAAACAUUGUAUAUCUUAAUAUCCAUAAUUAAUAAGAAAUGGCCCGGAAAGACACCCGAUUUGAUUAAUCUAUCAUCCAAAAUAAGCUUUAGUAAAGAGGAAGUCAAAAAAUGUAGGAAAACUUGGCCAAGAAUUAGAGAUUUUAAAUCAUUAGGAUUAAGGCACAUCUCAUUGACUGAGAAAGAUAAUGAUACCAUUCCAAGCGGCCUCAUUCAAGAUUUUAACGAUUAUGAACAUUCCCAAAACAUACCAAAAAAUGUUCCGAUACCUGAGAAGUUAACCACCACCGUUAAAAAAGAUUUACCAAACAAUAAGGUAGAAAGAGUUUCAUCUGUAUCUAAAUCAACAGAGUUUUAUCAAGAACCCAGAACACCAACAAAGACUCCAAGACCAUAUUAUUCUGCUGAAACGCCACCUAGUCCUGAUCCAUCCACUUUGGUAACAGAUAUUGAAACCAAGUCAGCCCACCGUCUAAAUGACUACUCAUCGCCCUAUAGUUACCAUUCAACAGCUCUCCCCACUUUCCCAUCUAUAGACCCGGAGUUAUUCACUAGAGUCCCACAUCUUGAAUAUAGUCCACUAAAAACUUCUAGUUUGUCAUAUUAUUCAUCCUCAAUUUCGAAUAACUUAUCAUAUGACACUGAUUUUUAUAGGCAAAGAAGCGUAGACCGCAAUAAUGAUUUGAAGUUUUAUGAAACUUUCCAAUAUUCUCCAUCACAAAGAUAUUCGCCAACAAGAAGGCAACGGAUGAAUGAGGAUGAAUUUCUCGAUAACGUCACACAAUUGCAAAGUAAAUGCAGAGGUAUAAAUAUUAGAUUUACUCUUCAUAUCCAAAAUCAUUUAUUAAGAUUAUUUGUCAAGGAAACAAUCAACCUACAAGGGAAUAUAAGAGGUUCCAAUUUAAGAAGAAGAUAUCGUAGAGAUCUCAAUUCAUGUAAAUCCGAGAGCAAGAAAAAUAUUGUAUUACCCCUUUCAUUCAACGUGUUGCAAUCAAGGAUAAAAGGUGAUACACUAAGGUAUCAUUUGGAUUCUCUGAGGAUAAAGUUAGUAAGACAAGAACAUGUAAUUGAAAUGUUACAAAGACGUUCGAGAGGUGCAUUACUUAGAAAACGAACACAAAGACAAUUAUCAAAUAUUCAACUUAUAACUGAACCUCUGAUAAAAUUUCAAAAUAGAAUACGAGGGUUACAAUUGAGGAUACAGCUUUCUUCCCCCUCAAGAUUACUCACGGCAUCUAACUUAUCAUCCGCGGUUCUUGAAUUCCAAUGCUUAGUAAGGGCCAAUAAAGUCAGAGAGGGCUUUAGAGAAGUUAUACAAGAGUCCAAAAAAGAUGAACUUAUGAUAGAAGAUUUCCAAUCAAUAUGUAGAGGUAAUUUUCGAAGAAACAAACAAGCCAAAAUUAUAGAGCCAUUAAGAAAAAUUCAUCAAGGUACGAUUUUGAAGUUAUCUUCUCACAUAAAGGGAUAUCAGAAAAGGAAACUAUUAAAUUUGGUAUCCUUCUCAGAUGAUAGAGAAAUCAAAGCUGUUACAUUAGUACAGUCACAAGUUAGGGGGAUCUUAGUGAGAUACACAUUGGAUCUGGUAGAUGACAUUAUUGAAUAUAAUUUUCUUAAUCAAAUCCAGGCUCAUAUAAGAGGAUUCCAACUUCGCUCAAAAUUAAACCGUAGAGCCCAAUAUUAUCAAAGUAAUGCAAAUUCGAUAAUCAUGAUUCAAAGCCAUAUAAGGAUGCAAUUACAGCGUUCAGCUUACUUGGAAUUUAUGGAAUAUGCCAACCCAUGUUUAAAAUCUGUCAGGAAAUUUACUUAUCUUUUGAACAACAGGGAAAAUAUUGAAGAUACUCAAAAUAAACUGGAGAGUUUACAAGCUUCAUUCGACGCUGAGAAUAUUAAAAGGGAAAAUUUGCAAAAGUCCAUCAGAAAUGAUCUUGAUAUCCUCUCAGUCUUAGAUAGUUACAACUUACUGAAAGAAAGCCAAAUGAAAGGACAAUUUGAUUAUGAAAGUUUGAACAUUCCGCAAUCUAAAUAUCCAUCCAUUGAAAAAUUGUUCUACUUAUUACAAGUAGAUCCUGCCUAUUGGAAAACAUUAUAUACUCUUGAACCAGAAUUUGUUGAAAAAAAUAUCUAUAUGUCAUUUAACACUCCAAACAAAAAGAUGACGUCAACGGAAAGAGUAUAUUUCACUAGAUUUCUUAAAGAGAUACUACUAGAUUCCAUUGCUCAGACACCAUCCUUUUCCCAAUCCUUGGAAGAUAAAACCCAAUUAUGGCAGAAAGCAUUGGUUCAUUUUGUACAACGUGAAAAUACCGAGAAGUUUUCGUUAUUCAUCCCGUUACUGCAAUAUUUAAAUAAUCCAAAAAUUGAUUUCGAAGCAGAUCCAUCGUUAAUUUAUAAGCAGGUAUAUGGCAGCUUGCCCCCUAAUAGUUCAACACCACCGAUCGAUGAUCCUAAAGUUGCAGAGAAAUUCAUAGAGAAUUUAAGAAACUUAUGGCAUGCAGUGGAAAUGAUAGCUGAAAUUUUCACUAGAAGAACCAAUGAUAUACCUAUUGAAGUCAGAUACCUAUGUACAAAAGCCUUUUGUGCAUUUGCUGAUCAAAAUAUGAAUGAAAUGGAUUCAUUACGUGCAAUUUCUAAUAUCAUAAUUAAGUUUUUUGUCGCGGAGUUUUUAGUUCAUAGAGAAGAAUAUGGAUUUGAAUGUUAUUCUAAUCGUGAAAUGAAUGCUAAACUGGACAUCUUAUUGCAUUCAUUGAUUAAAGUUUUUGAAAUGGAUGUGUUUGAUGGUUUUUAUGAUCCUUUAAAUCAAUAUGUUCAAGACAUUAAACCACAUAUAAGGGAUAUUUUGUAUAAUAUUCUUAUUGAACCAGACUAUGAACAAGAGUGCGAUAAGUUAAUAUACAGUAAUAUGACUAAACCAAGGCCGCAUUUGGAAUUACUAUCAACUAAAAUUAUUGAAAUCACUCAAAUGUUUAAGAGUUAUGCAAAUAAAUUUUCAGACGGAGGUUUAUUAAUGGAGAUCUUGAGCCAAAAUGAUGAGAAAUUACUUCCAAGAUCAGGAAGAGUUAAUUUGGAAUUAAAUCCAUCUGCAUAUAAGUUCUUAGCUGUUGAUGAUAAAAUGAGAAGAUGGUAUGAUCGAGUGAAGAGAGCAUUUAUUUAUAUGACGCAAGUUGAAGGUAUCGACUCCAAUCUAUUCGACUUACUAAAUCACGAAUCUAAUAUUCAAACAGAGUUUAAUUUCCAACACUUUUUAAGAACAAAUCCUAAGAUAUGUACAGAUCCAAUAAUUGUGGAAUUGACCCCCAAGACCUAUAGUAUUUUGAAAGAAAAUGUUAUGCAAAAAGUUCAAGAAUUAUUUACGUCGGGAAUAAUUAAUCCCUCAGAUAACAAUCUUCAGAAUAUAUUGAACGAUAUUGCAAAUACUAUCAAGAACCCUGAUUAUGCGAUGAAUUAUGUCAAAGAAGAGUUAAAGGUUACAGAAGAAACAUACCAAGAAAUAUUUAAUGUGAAUCAAAAAUAUGAAAUCGAUUCCCUUCAAUUAAAGCAAAAAAUCGAUAAAACUAUUAAAGGUUUCAGUAAAUGUAGAAAGUUUGACAUAGUACCAAGUACUACAUUGGAGAAUUUAAAAAGUGCUUAUAAGAAAAUGCAGCAUAAAGGAAGCGUUAAUAUGCAAGGAUUAAAAUUUAAAUGGAGCACAAGACAAUUAUAUCAGAAGGGUGUUAUAAAAGAAAUUGUUGGGGAAAAACUAGGUGCUUCAUCCGUGAAAGUAUUUGGUUCAAGUGGGCCCAAAUUCCCAGAUAUCGUUUUCAAGAUUGCCACUUCAGAAGGUUCACGUUUUGGUAUCCAAUUGAUUGAUAAGAGAAAAGGUCCUGAAAAAAGAUAUGUUUCUGAAAUUGUUGAAUCAUUCUUUUUAAAGGAUUUAUUGGUUACACAGGUAGGAACCAAAAUUGAAACAUGGGAAUUGUUAAAUAAGAGAGUGAAAUUUAGUACUACUCAAUUACUACAACUAGUAGUGGAUACUUUUCUAAAGGAUUAG